Messenger RNA from Miscanthus lutarioriparius, 549 nucleotides. Lineage: Eukaryota; Viridiplantae; Streptophyta; Magnoliopsida; Poales; Poaceae. The record is from the annotation of a GenBank genome assembly.
AUGGAGAUGGAGGUCAGCGGCGUGCUAUCAUCGUCCGUGCUGUACGCGGCCAUCUCCCUGCCGUGCGCGCUCCUCCUGCUGGUGGUCGGCGAGGCGGGCCUCCGCGUGGCGUCGCUGGCGCUCCGCGGGGAGAUGAAGGCCUGGUGGCCCACACGCGCCGCGAUGCUCGGCUACCGCGUCGCGCGCCCGGGCAUCGACGGCCCGUCCGUGUUCCCUGACGACGACGAGCCGCCGCUGCUGCCGGCCGAGUACUGCGACCGCCUCGCCGUCGCGGUGUACCGCCGCGGGAAGGGUCAGCAGGCGGCGGACCCGGACUGCGCCUUCUGCCUCUCCGCGGUCCGCGACGGCGAGGAGGUGCGCGAGCUGCGGUGCCGCCACGUCUUCCACCGCGCCUGCCUCGACGCCUGGCUCGUCCGCCCGCGCGCCACCUGCCCGCUCUGCCGCGACCGACUCCUCCCCGCCGAGAGCGACUACGACGACCACCUCUCCUCGUCGUCGUCGUCCGCCUAUGCCUACGCCCACGGCGGCGCAAUCUGGCACAUGACGUGA